This is a messenger RNA of Zymoseptoria tritici IPO323, 823 nucleotides long. RefSeq lists its product as uncharacterized. The record is from RefSeq and is a predicted model, not a curated record. Bases 358 to 792 code for a protein of 144 amino acids. The transcript has a single exon. Lineage: Eukaryota; Fungi; Ascomycota; Dothideomycetes; Mycosphaerellales; Mycosphaerellaceae.
AGCAAAAUCAGCAAAACCAAGACAUGGGCGUCGGCGCGCCAUUCGGCGAUCUCGGCGGCGAUAGCCAGUUCAGCAAUAUGGAUUUCGCGGCGCUGGACUCGGGCGAUGUACUGGACAAUUUCGACUUUGACAGUUUCUUGAACAACAAUGACGAGGGCGGCUUGGGCUUUGAUGCGAACUUCGCGUUCGGAGAUUCAAUCGAGACGGAUAUUUAGGAGAUUUCUGUUGAUGAGUGGUCGAAUCAUGCUUUUGAUGAUGGGUGGGAGAUGGAUGGGCAGCGAGUUUGAGAGUGUUGACAUGCCUUUUUUGUCCAUCGAGUGAAGGCAGCGUCGCUAUACUGCGACAUCCACGGACCGCAUGCACACGCCAACACUGCGGUACACGACGAGGACUUGCAUCCUCACGCCAACAUCGCGCCACGCCGCCAUCAAAUACCACAUCCGCUACAAGCGCAUCGCAUCCUCCAAUUGGACUGGACUCAUAUCGUGCCCUGCAUGCUGCACCGCAACGCAGGCCGGGCACGACUGGUCGAGCUCCACGCUUGCACACAUUAGGAGAUGUGCACCUCCCAGUUCCAUCCUGCAGUCCGGAGGCCCUCCUCGCCAUUACCGCGUCGAUCACGAUGCACACGUCCUCUGCCGGACGAAGGAUGCCGAUUUGUCUCCUACGCCUUUGAAUACAGCCGCUCGCCCCGCUCCGUGGGGUACUUUCUUUUUUCCACUGUAUGUUUUAUCUCUAUACCCCGAACCCACAAAUCUCGAAUGGGAAACGAAAGAGUUUCUUUGUACUUAAUCUCUGCUUUAUUCGCGGAUUGCUGGAUGAU